Molecule: messenger RNA, 614 nt
Organism: Zophobas morio
Lineage: Eukaryota; Metazoa; Arthropoda; Insecta; Coleoptera; Tenebrionidae
Exons: 3
Coding region: 4-510 (168 amino acids)
Source: RefSeq, a predicted model, not a curated record
GAAAUGCAGUUGUUACUAACUAGCCAUCUGGUGCUAGCUGCCAUCAGUCAGAUUGGUACCACCAAAUUUGACACCAAUUGCACUUCCGUGGAUAAAUAUUUUAGUAUAAGACCUCUGCACUCCUCUCUUGUUUUAGACGCUACAGACGACCUUAACAUCACGCUCCAGCCUUUCGUAAAUUCAGAUCCACAACUCUGGAGAUUGCUACCUUCUGAAAAACUUGGAACGUUUUAUAUUAACAGCAAAGUUCAUCCACGCGCUUUUCUUGCUUCUGUAGCUGUAAUGGUCGGAAAUUAUCCAGUGGACGUAAGAGCGGCUAUUUUCAGUACCGAUCAUCCUGUGAGCUGGUUUAUUAAUUCAGAUGGUACCAUUGUAAUGUUGACAACAUUUGACGAAAAUGCUUUGGAUGUGCCUAAUUCCGACUAUUCAGUUAACAAUCAGGUGCAAUUGCGGAAUCGGGACGAGAAGGAGUACUUUGAAAACAAAAAAUUUGUUUUGGAUCCUCGCUAAAUGAAAUUGAUUAUAAUUUUAACACAGCUUUGUUUAUUCAUUCACUCCACAAUGUUGACGAUUUUAGAACAAGAUUAGAGAUUACAUGAUUUGAAAUAAUAAAA